Arachis stenosperma is the source of this 1698-nucleotide messenger RNA. RefSeq names its product beta-glucosidase 12-like. Bases 18 to 1580 code for a protein of 520 amino acids. The transcript has 13 exons. The record is from RefSeq and is a predicted model, not a curated record. Gene Ontology annotation, molecular function: beta-glucosidase activity. Lineage: Eukaryota; Viridiplantae; Streptophyta; Magnoliopsida; Fabales; Fabaceae. Gene Ontology annotation, biological process: carbohydrate metabolic process.
CAUAAUAUUUGUGGAUUAUGGCAUUCCAUUAUUUUCAAUAUGUCGUUAGUAUGAUUCUGGUUCUUAGCUUAAAAAGCAUUGAAGCCGAAACCAUAUUGAACACUGGUAGUAUUAGUAGUUCUGCAUCUCUCAACCGAGCAAGUUUCCCACAUGGUUUUAUUUUUGGGACAGCAUCAUCUUCUUACCAGUACGAAGGUGCAGCAGCUGUUGGUGGUAGAACUCCAAGUAUAUGGGAUACUUUCGCUCAUAAUUUUCCAGGCAAGAUAGAUGACAGAAGCAACGGGGAUGUGGCCAUCGAUGAAUACCAUCGUUAUAAGGAAGAUGUUAUGAUUAUGAAGGAUAUGAACAUGGAUGCUUAUCGGUUCUCCAUAUCAUGGUCCAGAAUACUACCAAAAGGAAGGCUCAGUGGAGGUGUGAACAAGGAAGGAAUCAACUAUUACAAUAAUCUCAUCAACGAGCUACUAGCGAAAGAUAUUCAACCUUUUGCAACUCUUUUUCAUUGGGACCUUCCUCAAAUCUUAGAAGAUGAAUAUGGAGGCUUUUUAAGCCCUAAUAUAGUAAAGGAUUUUAAGGAAUAUGCUGAGGUUUGCUUUAAGGAAUUUGGAGACAGGGUGAAGAAUUGGAUUACGUUUAAUGAACCAUGGUCAUUCAGUAAACAUGGUUACGCAGAUGGAGUUGGUGCACCAUUGAGAUGUUCAUCUUGGCAAAACCUAAAUUGCAGUGGUGGAGACUCAGCUACUGAACCCUAUAUAGUGUCACACCAUCAAUUAUUGGCUCAUGCAGCUGCUUUCAAUAUCUACAAAACUAAGUAUCAGGCAGCUCAAAAGGGCUUGAUAGGGAUAACCCUAGUUUGUCACUGGAUGGUGCCACUCUAUGAUACAGAAUUGGACCAUCAUGCUGCUCAAAGAGCCAUUGAUUUCAUGUUUGGAUGGUUUAUGGAGCCAUUAACCACAGGAGAAUACCCAAGUUCCAUGCGGUCUCUGGUUGGAAGCCGAUUGCCAAAAUUCUCAAUUCAUCAAUCAAAUCUUGUAAGAGGGUCCUUUGAUUUCAUUGGAUUAAACUACUACACUGCCAAUUAUGCUACCGAUGCUCCACAAUUAAGGGAUGCCAACCCUAGCUUCAUGACGGAUUUUCUAGUUAAUCUUACAACGAAGAGAAAUGGAAAACCUAUCGGUCCAAAGGCUUUUUCAAAUUGGUUGUUUGUUUAUCCACAAGGAAUUCUAGAACUUUUGCUCUAUACUAAAGCAAAGUACAACAACCCUAUGAUCUACAUCACUGAAAAUGGUAUAGAUGAAUUCAAUGAUCCGACACUCUCACUUGAUGAAGCCCUUAACGACACAAAUAGGAUUGAUUACUAUUUUAGUCAUCUCUACAAUAUUCAAACUGCAAUAAAGGAUGGCGUGAAUGUGAAAGGAUAUUUUGCAUGGUCAUUGAUCGACAACUUCGAAUGGAUCAAAGGCUACACUUCGAGGUUUGGAAUUUAUUUUGCGGACUAUAAAAAUGGCCUGAAAAGAUAUCCAAAAAAGUCAGCAAUUUGGUUUAAAGAUUUCCUAAGGCACAAAACACAUGGAUAUAUAUGAUGAUUUCCGCUAAGUUUGUAUAUAGACAUAUGAUCAAGCUAAGACUCCAAGAUAUAAGUGGUGUUUGUAAUUCUAAGUAGUACAUAUUGUUUGUCGAUCAAGUUAUGAUUUCUAUGUA